Messenger RNA from Arachis duranensis, 972 nucleotides. The record is from the annotation of a RefSeq genome assembly. NCBI's taxonomy places the organism in Eukaryota, Viridiplantae, Streptophyta, Magnoliopsida, Fabales, Fabaceae.
AUGAUAUUUUCAACUUUAGAGCAUAUAUUAACUCAUAUAUCGUUUUCGGUCGUAUCAAUUGUAAUUUCAACUCAUUUGAUAACUCUAUUAGUCAAUGAAAUCUUAGGAUUUCAUGAUUCGUCCAAAAAUGGUAUGAUAAUAAGCUUUUUCUGUAUAACGGGAUUGUUAAUUACUCGUUGGAUUUUGUCGGGACAUUUACCAUUUAGUGAUUUAUAUGAAUCAUUAAUCUUUCUUUCCUGGGGUUUUUCUAUUUUGCAUAUAGUUUUUUGUUUUAAAAAGCAUAAAAACGAUUUUAGUGCAAUAAUCGCACCGAGUGUUAUUUUUACCCAAGGCUUUGCUACUUCGGGUGUUUUAACCGAAAUGCAUCAAUCUGCAAUAUUAGUACCCGCUUUACAAUCUCAUUGGUUAAUGAUGCACGUAAGUAUGAUGAUAUUUGGCUAUGCAGCUCUUUUAUGUGGAUCGUUAUUAUCUGUAGGAAUUUUAGUUAUUACAUUUGGAGAAGUCAUACAAAUUUUGGGUAAAAGCAAUAAUUUGUAUUUUUUAAAUGAAUCCUUUUCUUUUGUUGAGAUCCAAUACAUGAAUAGGAAUGAAAGAAACAAUGUUUUACAAAAAACUUUUUUUUCUUCUUCUAGAAAUUAUUACAGGUCUCAGUUUAUUCAACAACUCGAUCGUUGGAGUUAUCGUAUUAUUAGUCUGGGUUUUCUCUUUUUAACGAUAGGUAUUCUGUCAGGAGCAGUAUGGGCUAAUGAGGCAUGGGGAUCAUAUUGGAAUUGGGAUCCCAAGGAAACUUGGGCCUUUAUUACUUGGACCAUAUUUGCGAUUUAUUUACAUACUCGAAAAAAUACGAAAUUAGAAAGUGUAAAUUCUUCAAUAGCGGCCUCUCUGGGCUUUCUUAUAAUUUGGAUAUGUUAUUUAGGAAUCAAUCUAUUAGGUAUAGGAUUACACAGUUAUGGUUCAUUUACAUCUAAUUGA